GCUCUGUAGUGAAGCUACUCAAUACGCGCCAUAACGUGCGACUGCACUCACACGACGUGCGAUAUGGGUCAGAUGAGGAAACAAACUCAAAUAAAUCACAUGCUCAGAGCCUUGCAGCUAGUGAAUGACAGAGACGGGGUUCGAACCAAAUCUGUCCAGUUUCAAGGCCUGCUUUCAGCUACUCCAGGCUGGCACUACUCAGUGCGGGAGAGACAGACAUGUAGAAAAUUACAGUAGUGGGCAGCAGUCAGUGACAGGUGUAACCUCUGUGGAUGACAGCAAUAGUUACUGGAGGAUACGGGGGAAGACCGCUACAGUGUGUGAGAGGGGAACCCCCAUCAGAUGUGGCCAACCCAUCCGGCUGACACAUGUCAACACUGGCCGAAAUCUCCAUAGUCACCACUUCACCUCACCUCUUUCUGGGAACCAGGAAGUGAGCGCUUUUGGUGAGGAGGGUGAAGGCGAUUAUCUGGAUGACUGGACAGUGCUCUGUAAUGGGCCCUACUGGGUGAGGGAUGGUGAGGUGCGGUUCAAGCAUUCUUCCACUGAAGUUCUGCUGUCUGUCACCGGAGAACAAUACGGUCGACCCAUUAGUGGGCAAAAAGAGGUACAUGGCAUGGCCCAGCCUAGCCAGAACAACUACUGGAAAACCAUGGAAGGCAUCUUCAUGAAGCCCACUGAGUUGUUAAAGACAGAAGCUCAUCACGCAGAGCUGUGAGUCUGGAAGCUGUGAGCCAGUGCCACCGCACAGUGUUCAUGACAUUUGCUGCUGCUGCUCCACCUUGGGAUCCCUGUCACAGGUUCCCCGGGCAGUGGCCUUGUCACCACUGAGAUGAAGAUGCAUGACAGAAUACAGUGGCUGUGGCUGGAAGCUUCAGCCCUUUACACUUGAAUUGGUUGUUCUCCCAGACUUUGGGUCAGUUCUUUUUGAGUACAGGACUUGCUGGUGAAGGAGCACAUACUUUUUGUUCGUAUCGAUAAAACAGAAACUGAGGGAGAUACCUCUCUUAGUUGGGAAAUUUUUACUCCUCAGAAGCUUGGCAUCAUGGAUUAUUGAUGUGUGACUUUUCUCCUACUUUCUCCAGAAUGAUAAAGAAUUUCAUUAUUAGU
Messenger RNA from Puma concolor (puma), 1110 nucleotides. Lineage: Eukaryota; Metazoa; Chordata; Mammalia; Carnivora; Felidae. The record is from RefSeq and is a predicted model, not a curated record.